Molecule: messenger RNA, 1825 nt
Organism: Anopheles arabiensis
Lineage: Eukaryota; Metazoa; Arthropoda; Insecta; Diptera; Culicidae
Exons: 2
Coding region: 558-1673 (371 amino acids)
Biological process (GO): sensory perception of smell; detection of chemical stimulus involved in sensory perception of smell
Cellular component (GO): plasma membrane
Molecular function (GO): odorant binding; olfactory receptor activity
Source: RefSeq, a predicted model, not a curated record
CAAACUAGCUUUAAACUACAGGGAAAAUCAAAACAUUGACAUGAACAUCCCUACGAAUGAUUAUUUCGUAAAGAUUCCCUAUGUUCCAUUGAAAAGACACAUCAAACGACGUACGUUCAUCAUCAAGUCUCUUUGUAAAACGAAACUCUCGAAAGCAGCACAUAACAUGGUUUGAAAUGCAUAGUUCUACAUUCCAAAACACUUCCAAACAGUCAAUAAUUGAGCUUACCCUGUGAGCGAUUCCACGUGUCAGUUCCCAUGCCUUCCUCUAUAAAACCCAAUGAAUGUUGGGCAGUGGUCUCAGUACCUUAUCGAAAGCUUGUAGCUUCAGUUUAAACUCUCAACCAGUGGGUCAACUACAGACAUGACCGUUGUGCACCGCAUCGUUAGCUUUGGCUACAACCUGCUCCAGCGCCACUUCAAUGUUGGACAUCCUACGGAACAGUUCUUCUUGCUGCGCUGUCUGGACGUUGUAUCCCGUCAGUUUCCAGUGAUCGAGUCGGAGUUUUUUCACACGUAAGCGCAUUCUAAACAUCCUUUAUUUCCCCCCAGCGGCCAUGCUACUACAGCGCCCACGAUCGAAUCUGGAGGUCGCCCUGAAGACGCUCUGCUUGAGCGUGAUGGUAGCGCACUCAAUAGCGCUGGCGUACGACUUCAGCCAGCAGACGGAUGUGCGUCUUGCGAUGGACAUGCUAUGCAUGCUGUCACUCUUUGUCUCCAUCAUUUUGCGUGGCACCUGCAUGCGCCAGUACCUGGCGCACAUUGACGCACUGGACCGGCUGGAAAGGCGGCCAACGUUUCGCGUCGGCACACCGUACGCCGAUGAGAGCCGCCGAAACGUUGCGUUGCAGAACAGUCGCUACCUCGGCGUGGCCCUGGUGAUGCACUUGCUCACGGUAACGAUGUACGUGAUCCAGAACAUGGUGAGGGAAAAUUCGUUCGUGAAGAUCAUUACCAGCUUCCCGAUCGACCUGUCCGAGCGGGCACCGGUGCUGGAGCGGGUGGCCGACCUGUGCUACAGCCUGGUCGGGUACGUUUGGGGUUGGUACCAUGGGGCCACCCAGCUAACCAUCAUCGUCCUGCUGCGCUACGCCAUUACCGAGUUUCGCGUGUUUCUCCACUCGCUGGACAGCCUGGACGAUCAGCUGCGGCAGCGUCGCGAGCAGUCGCAGGGCGCCCCGGACGAGGAGCGCAUCCUGCGGGAGCUGCUGUACGAGCACGCACGGCACCACUCGCAGCUGAUCGUGGUCGUGACGCACCUGCGUACGUUGCUGCACAACUACUCGCUAGUGCACUUCUCCUUCUACAUGAUCAUCGUGGCCACAUUUAUGACGCGCGUCCUUAUCAUCCCCGGCAGGUCGUCGUUCGGCUUGGCCAUCCCGCUGUUGGUGACGACGAUCUACUUCCUCGAAACGUUCGGCAUGUGCAUGCUGGUGGAGAUGCUUGUGCAGUUGAAUCGAAAGGUCAGCACCAGCUUGUACGGAUUCAGCUGGCCCCAGUAUCUGCGCUACGGACGCACCAUCAAACGGCCGAUGAUGCUGAUGAUAAUGCAGGCAAACAUGACGAAAGAUUUCUCCGCCGGCGGGCUGACCACGGUAUCGGCCGAGCUGUUUGCUAAAACGUGCCGAAUGAUCUACACCAUGAUGAUGUUUAUGGCCAAUAUGGCAACGUAGAAUCACAGCCAUAACGCUUUGAGUGUAAAAUCAACUGACCUGCGACGUCAGUUGCAACAGUUGCCACACAUAAUAGGUGCCUUAAACAGUCAAAUAAAGGGCUUGCAUGAUCUUCGAUUCGCAUUUUCCGCCAAAACAAUUACGAUUGCACU